AUGGCUUGAUGUUUAUAAUAAUGUGUAAUUUCGUGAAUCACCAAUCACUUCAUAUAGGCCUACUAAAACAUAAAUUUGAAUAAACUUUAAAGUGUCAAGACGGUAUCAAAUUCGGAGGCUCAGCAACGUCAUCUUUACUAAAGACUAGUUUGUUACACAUCAUACAGAUUCAACAAAUACAUAUUCAAAUACUUACCUGUACAUGUGUAAUCUACUUGAUACUUUUGUAAAGCAAGAAGAUGAAGAGAUUUACACAGACUACAAGAAAGAUGGACAUGACCUGGUGAAGUCCGGGCAUACAUAAGUUAACAUUUUUCUCAGGUGGGAAUAUUCAUCAGUGUUGUACAGUGGAUAUACGUGAACAGGAGAUAAUAUAUAUUACCGUCACCGGUAGGACUGUUAAAAUAAAAAACAUUCUGCUGUUCUAUAAGCAACUUUUAGUGACGUAAUACUGCUCUCUAUAUACAUGUACCUCAUCCUUUGGGAUAUAUCACAGUGCAUAUAAUAUAUCUUAACUGACAAACUGUACGCAAUGAGUACUCCAACAAUGAACCAGACACACGCAGAACAUGUAAUAAAACAAGAGUUGGAACAUGAAAUAAAACGAGAGUCGGAACAUGAAACUUGCACAUGGUCACUGUGUGCACUGAAGGUUGUGAGAAUCUUCAAGUGUAAAACAUGCUCCAAAACAAUACACAGGACUUCGACUCUAAAUCUAAUAUCCAUACAGUCCAAACAUUUCGGUCAGCUGAGCGGCGAAUUGCACUGCAAUGUAUGCAGUAAACAGUUCAGUCACAUGGGAAGCAUGAAUAUUCAUAAGAGGCGGCACGCAGGUUUGAAACCGUAUGGUUGUGUGAACUGUACGAAACAAUUCAUGACUGAAUCAGGACUAACUUCUCACAGAGACAAUGGUGAAAAAUGUUUUAUGUCGAGACUUCAACCAACCUCAAGAAGUGACCAAGAUGAGAGUGAUGAAACAAGUGCAGAAGAAUCAUCCAUGAAAGAAUUGGGAUCGGUUUCUAAAACAAGUCGUGAUCAGACCAAAAAAUGCUCAAAAACCAAAACAGGUACCGGUACUGUUAAUUCUAGACUGACUACAAUUAAAUUAAAAUCAAGGUCAUAUCAGACACACAAAAAAGUGUCGUUUAGAGUUGAUAGACGGACAAGUGAUACUUCAAUUGGUGAGAAUGGACAUCAGGAAGAACAAUUGGUAGAAGAGGCUUAUGAUGAUGAAUACUUUAAAGACAAAACUAUCAAAAAAGAAAAUGAAAGUAUUUCCGAUGAAAGCAAGAAGACAAGUGAUAAAAAUCAAAGUGAUGUGUUUUUUCGCAAGAAGCUGAGAGAAUCUGGACGUUCAAGGACAAACAAAUUGAAAAGAUUUGAUUGUGAACACUGCAACAAAUCCUACAGCUCUGCUUGUAAAUUAAAAGUUCACCAAAGAUCACAUACUGGAGAGAAGCCAUUUGAAUGUGACUGUGGUAAACGGUUUGCCCGAUCAGACAAGUUACGAGUCCAUCAGCGAAUCCACACCGGAGAACGGCCAUACGCGUGUGAACUGUGCCCCAACACGUACUUCACACUGAACGGCUUGAACGCACACAAGUUGAUUCACAGCGGUGUGAAGCCCUUCACUUGUGACAUCUGUAACAAACAGUUCCCUCGGCUUGACAAGCUCAAUCUGCACCAGCGUAUUCAUUCUGGGGAGAAACCCUACCAGUGUAGCUACUGCAGCCGAUGUUUCAGUGUGGCAUCAACCCUGAGAAACCAUGAACGCAUUCACACAGGAGAAAAGCCAUUCUGUUGUAAACUCUGUGGAAAGCUGUUCAGACAGUUGUCAGGUCUACAUGUUCAUGAAAAGACAUACCAUGGAGAGAAGAAACACCAGUGCAGCAUGUGUAGCAAGUCCUUUCCAACUGCUCAAGGUUUACGAUCUCACAUCAUGACGCACACUCAAGAAAAACCCUUCACGUGCGACUUCUGCGGCCAGCCAUUUAGACAGAAGGUGAGCCUGGAGCAGCACCUCCGCAUCCACACCGAGGAGCAUCCAUACGCGUGCACGAUCUGCGGGAAGCUGUACAUGUCCCCGAACGGGCUGAAGAUGCACAUGAUGAACCACCGGGGGGAGAAACCACACGCGUGCGAUGUGUGCGACAAGCGUUUCACGCGCAUCAAUGCUCUGAAGGACCACAAGCGAACGCACACCGGGGAAAAGCCUUAUUCUUGCAAGCAGUGCCUUCGCCUGUUCGGUACCCAGUCGAAAUUGUCCCGGCACAUGCUCACCCACUCCAAUGUUAAGAAGUUUGUGUGCAUUGUGUGUGGUAAAUCGUUUUCCAGAUCGGACAACUUGAAGACUCACAUCAAGUCACACUCGGCAGACAGUCAGCAUGUCUGUAUAAUGUGUAAGAAACGCUAUGCGUCCCAACAGCUGCUCACAGAGCACAUGGCGAUACACUAUCAAAACAUGCAUCCCCAGCCAGUUCCAGCACAGAAUGUCAUAGAAACGGUGGAGUCCAGUACUGUGGAAUUGAUGGUGGACAGUGCCGAGGAACUUGCAGGAACUCUCGUCCAGCUGUCUCAGGGACAUGUUGCCUCUGCACCAUACAUUCCACAGACGGUGUAUCAGUGAAUGAAGAAUGUUGUAUAGUCAGUUAAGAGAAAUAGUAAUGUUGUAUCUGGUUAAGGAUUCGUUGAUUGCAAUUCAACAAUGUUAUUGUUUAAACAUUAACGACUAUGAAGUGAUUUUUAAGUUAUUAAUUUUAUUGUGAACUUUUAUAUAUGAAGAGAUCAUUUCCGAUAUCAUAAAUGCCAAUUUUCAAAUUUUGUAGGCAUACUGAUGUUAGUACAACUCUUUUAUUCAACACUAUGACAAUAAGGUUUCCAUCUAAAUGUGGUCUAUGUCAUAUGUCAGCAAAACCACAUUUUCUCAAAAUGAUGUACCGGUAAAUGGAUAGUAUUUAGCAUUUUGGAAAUUAACUUUUCAUACGUUAUUUUGGAGCACGAAAUUGACAGCCAGUGCUCCACAACUGGUCCAGCAAAUACCAUGGUAUGUACUGUCUUGUUUGUAUGAUGGUGCAUGUAAAAGAACCCUUGCUACUAAUCGGAAAAGAGUAGCCCAUGGAGUGGAAGGUGGUUUUCUCUUUAAUUAUCUUUAUGGUCCUUAAUAAUGUUUCUGAUGCCAUAUAACCGUAAUUAAAAUGUUGAGUGUGUCGUUAUACAACUGGUAUAUCAAAGGCCAUGGUAUGUGCUAUCCUGUCUGUGGGAUGGUGCAUAUAAAAGAUCUCUUGCUACUAAUG
Molecule: messenger RNA, 3293 nt
Organism: Gigantopelta aegis
Lineage: Eukaryota; Metazoa; Mollusca; Gastropoda; Neomphalida; Peltospiridae
Product: zinc finger protein 2 homolog
Exons: 3
Coding region: 533-2626 (697 amino acids)
Biological process (GO): regulation of transcription by RNA polymerase II
Molecular function (GO): DNA-binding transcription factor activity, RNA polymerase II-specific; RNA polymerase II cis-regulatory region sequence-specific DNA binding
Source: RefSeq, a predicted model, not a curated record